This is a messenger RNA of Drosophila bipectinata, 475 nucleotides long. RefSeq lists its product as uncharacterized. The record is from RefSeq and is a predicted model, not a curated record. NCBI's taxonomy places the organism in Eukaryota, Metazoa, Arthropoda, Insecta, Diptera, Drosophilidae.
AUGAAGCUUGUAUUGCUGACCCUUUUUGGCUACCUCCUGCUGGGAGCAGCUCUGUCCCAGGCCAGCAUUGCACCUGCCACCACAGGAGUGAUCCCAACUAUUCCGGCUGCCAUUCCCGCAGGCGUACCACUGGCCACCAGCCAUCAGUUUGUUACCAGGAACUGGAAUCGCUUCUAUGUGUCCACUCCCCCAGUGGCCACCUAUCCCACCUACUACAAGUACAGUGGAGGUUAUCCUGUCUAUCCUACGGCUAGCUACCCCAGCUACCCCUACGGCUCCACCUAUCAGUACACCUAUCCAUAUGGCUACUACUCCACUUACCCAAACUAUGGCUACGGUUACAAGAGUGUCUGGUGAAGGAGGAGCUUGGAAGCCCGCUGGUUCUUGUGAUAAUAAUCAAAUACCAAAUGAUAUUAUAUGCCUACAGAAAUAUAAUAAACGCUACUCCAUGUAUUAGAGGAUGAUCCUUAAACAC